GCCAUUUGCGGGAUGCCGGAGUACUCGGAAGAAUUCUGAAAAUCCGCCCAUCUUCAUGUCCACAUCAGCGGACUACCGUAUUCCAGCUCUUGCUGCCAUAUCUGCGGUAGCAUAUGGCCUGGUUAGCUGGUGGUCACAUAAGAAGAGAAACCCAGGAGGUCUUCCCCUUCCUCCAGGUCCCAAGCCGCUCCCAGUAGUGGGCAACGUGCUUGGUCUCAAGAUUGAUGAGCCAUGGGUCACAUACACACACUGGGGUGCUACGUACGGUGAAUUGGUGUACUCUCGUCUGCUUAACCAAGAAAUCAUCUUGAUCAAUACUGAGAAAGUUGCGAGGGACCUAUUAGAGAGGCGCUCCAACAAUUACUCUGACAGACCUGGCAUUCUGUGCCUGACGAAUGACUUUUUUGGCUGGUCAUUUAAUUCUGUCAUGAUCAAGUAUAAUGAUCGUUGGAGGCUCCACCGACGAUUGUUUCACCAAGCGUUUCGCCCGGAAGCAGCUUAUACAUAUCAAACAAUGCAGCUUCGCAAGGGGCGAGAGUUGUUAAACAACUUACUUGAAGACCCAGCUAACUGGAUAGCGCAUCUCCAGACGCACUCAGCCUCUAUUAUUAUGUCUGUCGUUUAUGGUUAUGAAAUUGGCCCAAGGGAUGAUCCCAUCAUUUCCAUCGUUGAGAGAGCUGUCAACUUAGCGGUGUCUUCAAUCAAACCCGAGGUUGCUGCUUUCCUUGGCGCAUUCCCAUUUCUGCAGCACAUUCCAUACUGGUUCCCUGGAGCUUCGUUCAAGCGGACAGCUAUCUUAUCCACGAAGUACGCCGAGGACAUGAUUGAGGCGCCAUUUCAGUACGUUGAAAAGAAUAUGGCGUCAGGCUUGGCAUCCCCAUCCAUGGUCGCUGACGCUUUGAGAAAAGCCGAAGAUGAAAAUGCGUCUGAGACGUAUGUCAAAGCAAUCAAAGAGAGCGCCGUGACUGCCUUCGCGGCUGCCUCGGAGACAACCUCAUCAACUUUGAUUAUUUUCAUCUUGACGAUGCUGCUAAACCCAGAAGUACAAGCCCGCGCACAGGCUGAAAUCGACUCUGUGGUCGGUUCGGUCAGGUUACCGAAUUUCGAGGACAGAUCAUCACUGCCAUAUGUCGAGGCUGUUCUCCGCGAAGUUCUCCGGUGGCACCCCGCUGUACCAUUAAGCAUCCCCCACGCUGCCACGAAUAAUGACGUCUACAACGGAUACCUCAUUCCGCAAGGGGCUACGAUUAUAACGAACACAUGGGCGAUCACACGCAACGAAGCCAAGUAUCCCAACCCAGAAGAAUUUAAGCCCGAGCGAUUCUUUGGCGCCGAUGGCGAGCUGAACGAUGACACCGUGAGCUUUGCCUUUGGUGUGGGUCGCAGAAUUUGCGUCGGGCGAUAUAUCGCGGAUGCAUCCGUCUGGUCUGCGAUGGUCUCGAUCCUUGCUAUCUUUGAUAUCAAGAAAUGCAAAGACGAGCAAGGCAACAAUAUUGAUGUAAAUCCGAAGUUUACUGCAGGCAUCACUUCCCAUCCAUUGCCCUUCCCUUGUCUCGUUGUCCCCCGACACAAAGGAUUUAACACGGAAAAACUUGCUGAAAUGUUCUAAGGUUCAGUUAUCUCAAUGUCUGGUUACAGCUGGUUCUGUUGUUGUAAAAUCUUUCUUGAUUGUAGAUUAGCUUUCCUAUCCUCCACGUUUUUACGCUAACGAUAUCUGAUGUCCACUCGAACUGUCCUCACGAGCAUUCAUUCAUGUUGUACAACUACUCUCUUGACACGUCUGGGAAAUGAUCAUGCACUUCACGUCGCAAUCAACUACAACUACAAAGUAUUAAGAAA
Suillus subalutaceus is the source of this 1839-nucleotide messenger RNA. Its product is annotated as cytochrome P450. The transcript has 14 exons. The coding region runs from base 56 to 1609 and encodes 517 amino acids. Gene Ontology annotation, molecular function: heme binding; monooxygenase activity; oxidoreductase activity, acting on paired donors, with incorporation or reduction of molecular oxygen. Lineage: Eukaryota; Fungi; Basidiomycota; Agaricomycetes; Boletales; Suillaceae. The record is from RefSeq and is a predicted model, not a curated record.